This is a messenger RNA of Anopheles coluzzii, 15310 nucleotides long. Its product is annotated as unconventional myosin-IXa-like. The record is from RefSeq and is a predicted model, not a curated record. Gene Ontology annotation, molecular function: GTPase activator activity; ATP binding; protein binding. Gene Ontology annotation, cellular component: myosin complex. NCBI's taxonomy places the organism in Eukaryota, Metazoa, Arthropoda, Insecta, Diptera, Culicidae. Gene Ontology annotation, biological process: intracellular signal transduction. Bases 4140 to 13139 code for a protein of 2999 amino acids. The transcript is spliced from 16 exons.
UUCAACGGGCCGUAUGUGGUCUUCUCGAAGCGAGGCUACAAAAAAGAUAUACAAAACUAUUCACAUGAACUUAAACGCAGUAACGUAUAUACGCAGAUUCUAGCACUUGAACAUGUCGCAUAUCAGUACGGAGGUCAUACGAUGUCACGAUUGUACUCCUUUGGCCCAUCUAACUCGAAGGAAAAGUAUAUUUUUGUUUGAAUUGUUAGCAUUGUGUGAAUGUGUGUGUGUGUGUGUUGCUAUAUAUAGAGAAGCCUUUGUGACAUUCGUCAAUGCAUCGUCAAUUUUGGACAGUGGUAGGCUGUACACAACAUCAACAUGUAUCCUUUGCCGGAAACUCUAAAUGAAUGCUUUACCCAGCACUCGUAUGUUGGAGGAAAUUCAUUCUCAUGUCUGUGCGCGCAUCAUCAUGACGUGUGCUGGGUGGUAAAGUUGCUAUGUAACUUCAGACAGGCGCAACAAAAAGCAGUAGGACCUUCUCGGUGAAGAUGACAUUCCAGUAGCAAGCACCACCACACUACAUUCGCCGAUCCACGAAAUGUUUCCCAUGUGAAAAGGAACGUCCCAAGUAGUAGUAACGUGUUUGGACGUGUUAGAAAGACUAGUUACGCGCAUCACAAUGCUGAGUUCCGUUUGUAUACGUGGUGUAUGUUUGUAUGUUUAUAUACAUCCUGCAUGGAAGCAGAUGUCACCUCAGAUGCAUUCUGGGAGAUGUGUUGGACAGUUUUACCUCACUUCGUUUGCUCAACUACCAUGGUUAUGGUUUUAUCACACGAUACAGAAAUUAAAUAUUGUAUAUAUCGAAUAAACAUGACUAUUCUUUGUCCAUGUGUCAUGUUUUUCUUUCUAUAAACGUCUUUAAUUGAAGUCCCAUACUUUUGGUUUGAUAAUAUGUAUACUUAACUUGUGGAUUAUACUAACUUCAAUCAAAGAUGUUUUUAAAUAAUGAAAUGACUUUUUUAUACUAAUUAUUAUGUACGAAAACAAUUUUACUUAGAUCUUGCUGGGUUUGUUAUCUAAGAAUGUAACAUACAGUAUUGGAACAUGCAAUCUUUGUGUCUCGUAACGGCUUGGAUUAUCUAAGCUAUCAGUUAUCAGAGAAUUAUAUAGAAUAACAAGAGCACCACGGCAUCGGAAAGCGAUCAUUCGAUUUUUGGUAAUUCAAUGUACAAUAGACAUUAAGAUAAUGUGGUAUGAUGUUAUUAUUUAGAGCUAUGCAUAGAUCUGUAGGAAUGAAUUCUCAUUUUGUAUACCUCAACUUGGUCGCUUAGGAUCGUUCGAGUUAUAGCAAUGCAGGAGCAAACCGGAGAUCGUACGACGCUCCACAGUCAGAGUAUUGCCACUUGUGUAUGACUCAUGGUGUGUAUUAGGCGAACAAUCGACACUGUUCAUAGAUCGAAGCAACAUUAUUGGCCUGGAGCGUCAAUACGCUGUUGUUCUCUAUUCUGCUACGUUUUUACCACCACCGUUUGGUCUGUUCAAGUCAUCCGCUCAAGUACCAGUGCUUCUUACACAUCACAAGCUCUCCGAGCAGUGUUGGGAAACGCUGCUCGCACAACUACCACUGCCAUGCAGAAUGAUCCACAUCCUGAAGGCAUCAGUUGUUGUUACCUUUGCGCUUUUGCACAACACCACAGUACUGCUCACUAUCACUGGAUGUCAUUGUUUGGCGCACAUCAAAUGUUGCUGCAAAACGACUGCACAGCCAAUCGAUCCCGGGGCGAUGUUCCUAACCGUGAUGUGGUGAACACCUGCCCUUUAGAUUAUCGAAUGUUGUUGUUGUGCCACAGGUGCCACAAGUUGACCGAGAACCGUAACCUCGUAGGCUCGCGGUAAGAAAAUCCAUAUCAGACAGCCAGUGUGCUGCAUGGCCGAUAAGCGGUCGGCAGUGUUUGCGCCCCGAAGACUUCCAAAGCCUUCCUUAUCUGUGUCAGCCCUGGUUUGUGCGUAUGCGAUUGAUUGAUAAGCGAUCGUGUGUCGGAGUUUGCCACUUUAUGAAUCAGGUCCCGCAAAUCGGCAACGAGUUUCAUUGCGAGUGUGUGAGUAUGAGACACACACCUCAACGGACGUAUAGGCUGUUCACUUGCCCAGUAGGUUAGCUUUAGGCUAGUUAGGUUCACGUAUCUCGGUUUGGAGGGUGUCCCUCUGUGUCACACUCCGGUUGGCAGUGAGCUAUUGUUAGAAGAAGGUGUGUGUUAUUAUCGAUUCGCUGUGCUGCUGGGUGCUUUAGAAGCGCAGGUAGUUUCGCUCUAGCCUCUUGAAGUCGACCAGAGGGGCUAGGCCAUUUAGUAGUUUAGCCUGCUCGUAGAUACGCGAGCGCGUGCCACACGACUGUUUACGAGCCGGCUCUGGCACAUGAAGGAAAAAUCGUGCUUCGUGCUGAAUGCAAUAAAGUGGUGUGUGCGGACGGAAGAUUGGUUGAAAUCUGAUUUUAAACCAAUCAUUUCCAUGUGCAGUUCCAUCUACUAGUGACGAUUUGUGGUGCAAUGAUACAGACAAGCGGCGGAUGCCUCUCUAUUGCCGUGUGAAUGUGCGCGAAGUUGUGGUGUAGUAUCUCAAGCGCAGCUGUGCUGUAGUAGCGCUAGAACGACGCGCAGAAUGCACACUUGCGCGAAACGCCUCAAGAUCUACGAUCGCUCGCGCUUGGGUACUUACUCACAGCGCCUCUCCGGCAGUGAAAAUUAUGACUGAAAAAUCGAUUUGUGCCCACUACCAUACUCCCCCUUGGUUGGAAAUUGUUCUACUCAGCUUCGGAUGCCACUUGGACGCGCUUGUUCGUUUCCAGGGCACGAGCUGGCACGAGCUCGGGUUAGCUCUCCAGCGCUAAUUCUUCGGCGAUGAUCGUUCACAGCUCGGCGCACUAAGCAUUGCGGGACUCAGGCCCUGUCUAUUACCGAUUACUAGUUACGAUUGAACGGUUAAAGUGAACAGUACUGGAGUGGUAUUUUUUGCUCGUUGCUACAUAACCCCACGAUCCGAUACCGAAACAGACAUGUGAUUGAAGUUUGCACUCGAGAGUCGUUGAUAAGAAAAAAGUGUGUGUUGGUUGGUGAGUGUGCUUUAUCAACAACGCCAACCGUUGCGAGUGUCUGGUGGAGUGGAAACGGUGGGACCAAUUGGUGUUGGCGAUAAAUUCAAGGUUAGCUGAAAGGUGGUUGCCUUAGUAAAGUGGUCAAUCGAUAAGCAGCGCAAAAGUUUGGAAAAUGAAGUAAUUUUUUGUUUGUUAUUGUUUAGUGUGCAUGUGAUUGAUUUGAGGGCAUUAAUUUGUUGGCCUUGUUUUUGGCACAAAGUGUGGUAGAACGUGGUUAUUUGUUGCGUUUGCCACCUAUUGUUUAGUUAUUUCAACUGUAAGAACCGGGGUGAAAAGUGUUACUUUACAACCGAUCAACGUCUAAACGUCUUUGGAGUUUAAUUGUUAAUCCUUAAAAGUGUGCAAGGGAAUUGGUUUGAAAAAAUCAAAUGAUCUCGUGCUCCUUCCCAUUCCAACCGUUUCAUUAGUGGUCACUUGUGCAUGUUUGUAGUGAGGUAUUAAUGCCAAAGUGAGUGUGGCGUUCUAGGUAUAGCCUUCCAUCGUAUUGUGUGGAGUGAGAUUCGAUGUAAAUAAUUUGCAUUUCCUGUGCUCACGCGAAUCGCCGGAAAUGUGCAGGAAGAUUGAUCCACCGGAACCGGCACCACUGGUAAUGCUGGUUAGCCGGCAGGAGGAGGUUGUCGCAAUCUAAACGAUGGGAAAGUAUCGAUCCGAUCAUUUCCAUGCCAAUUCGAAGUGUGCACGUGGUGUCGGGUGCAAUAUUUGAAAUAGUAUUGGCAGCGCACUUAUGCGGUGUGUUCUUUCAUUAUUCUUUCAAUGCUGUUCUUUCACAGUGAGUUUUGUGUUUUCUAUCGGAGAGAAAAAGCUGCAUUUUGUGUUGUGAAUUAAGUGUGAUAUUUAAAGCCAAAAUCCCUGCAUAAGAAAGGGAAUGUAGUUCAAUGGGGUGAAGUGGCGGCAUCACAAUCAGCAUCCAUUGACCGAUGAAUCACUGGGUCGGCACCCAAACACCAAUCCACCAACCAAAAAGAUUGAUACAGAGUCGCGUACAAAGUGUUCCGAAAAGCAAACAGCAGCAUCCGCCGUAUCCUGUUUAAGUAGUGGAAGUGAUGCGAUGGAGUUAAACGGAACACACACUGAUUCUUCCGAAUUGAGCAGCAAAUAUCGUCACCGAGACGAACUGACGAUGAGAGCUGAAAGGAAAGAAAAAAGACGGUCGAAGAUUUACUACGAUGAUUUUGUAACGCUCGAUACGACCGUUAUGCUGAAGGUCUACGUCGGUGCACUGUCCCUGCAUUAUGAGGCGCUUAGUGUGGAGGCAUCCAAGCAGACCACGGCCGAGGAGAUCGUUUCCUGCAUCGUCGAACGGCUGGGACUAACGGGAAACAACUAUGAGCUGGCAGAAGUGGCCGGCGAGUGCAAGGAAAGGCGACUUUCCGCGCACGAAAAGCCCGUCUCCGUUAUGCUGCUGUGGCCGAUGCACUCGGAGAAAGAUUUUCAUAGAUUCUAUCUACGUGAAAUACAAAGCGACGUUCCUUGGCUAGAUAGUUACGGACUCGAUCCACAGAUACUUAGAGACUUUAUACCGUUUCUGUUGCAGAAAGAAAAUAGGGAAUAUCCUGACCUGUGCCAACUACCAGAUCUUAACGAAGCAACGCUACUCGAGAACCUUCGCCAGCGGUUUGAGGCCGGCCACAUAUACACGUACGUCGGCAGCAUCCUGAUCGCAGUCAAUCCGUUCAAGUUUCAUCCCAUCUACAAUCCAAAGUAUGUGCGGCUCUACCAGAACCAGCGGAUCGGGCCGAUCCUGCCCCCGCACAUCUUCGCCAUCGCGGAUAACGCUUACUACAACAUGCUGAAGGAAAAACGAAACCAGUGUAUCGUCAUCAGCGGUGAGAGUGGUUCCGGCAAAACCGAAAGCACCAACUUCCUGCUCCACCAUCUGACGGCCCUCUCGCAGAAAGGUGCCCAUGGGUCCGGCGUAGAGCAGACCAUCCUCAGUGCCGGACCCGUUCUGGAAGCGUUUGGCAAUGCGAAAACGGCGCACAACAACAACAGCAGCCGUUUCGGCAAGUUCAUCCAGGUAAACUACCGCGAGAAUGGUAUGGUGCAGGGCGCUGUGGUACAGAAGUAUCUGCUGGAGAAGAGCCGAAUCGUCUCACAAGGACACUACGAGCGCAACUACCACGUGUUUUACUAUCUACUGUCGGGCGCAACCGAUGCGGAGCGGGACGCACUGCAUCUGCUGCCAGCGGAAAAGUACCACUACCUGAACGCAAAGAAUCUCACGCUGGAAAACUGUGACGAAAAGUACGAGUUCUCACGCCUGAAGCAGAGUAUGGAGAUGGUUGGCUUUUCGGCGGAGAAGCAGCGGCGCCUGUUCAACGUCCUUUCGGCCGUGCUGCUGCUCGGUAACGUCGAGUUCUUCCCGAAAAAGUCCACCUACCACCACGACGAGAGUGUGCAGGUACGAAAUCCGGACGUGGUGGGACUAAUAUCGGAGCUGCUGCGCGUUAAGCAGGAGACACUGAUGUCGGCGCUCACGUCCAAGCGCGUGAAGGCCAGCGGCGAGACGCUGAUCAUGCAGUAUAAACUUCCGGAAGCGAUUGCGGCCCGGGACGCGCUAGCGAAGUGCCUUUACGGGGCGCUGUUCGAUUGGAUUGUGCUGCAGGUGAACCAUGCGCUGCUGAACAAGGACCAGGUCCUGCAUACGGGUCACUCGAUCGGGGUGCUGGACAUAUUCGGCUUCGAGGAUUUUGGGCCACAGAACAGCUUCGAGCAGCUGUGUAUUAACUAUGCGAACGAGCAUUUACAGUAUUACUUCAAUCUGCACGUGUUCAAAUACGAACAAAAAGAAUACAAACGCGAGGGAAUUAAAUGGACUGAUAUAGAAUUUCUAGACAAUUACGGUUGCUUGCAGCUGUUUGAAUCGAAACCUUCCGGUUUGUUGUGUAUACUGGACGAUCUGUGCAAUUUUCCCGGUGCCACGAACGAAACGUUGCUGCAAAAGUUCAACAGUGUUCACAAGGAUAACGCAUUUUACGAAAAGCCACAGCGCAAAGAGAACGCAUUUAUUAUAAAGCAUUACGCGGGCAAGGUGAAAUAUCAGGUCGCCGAAAUGCGUGAAAAGAAUCUCGAUCUAAUGCGGCAGGAUAUUGUGAGCGUGUUGAAAAACUCGAGCAUGGCGUUUGUUCGCGAGCUGGUCGGUGCCGACCCGGUGGCCGUAUUCAGGUGGGCCAUUUUGCGGGCCUUUUUUCGCGGCUAUUUCGCAUUCCGGUCGGCCGGUAUUAAGCAUCGCAAAGAGCGGGCUGACAUGUCGUACAACAAGCUGGCCACCAAGACGCGGUACCGUGCGCCGAACGAUAGUAUCGUGAGGAAGCUUUUCUGUGCACGGCGUCCGGUUCGGGAUGCUGGUAUGCUGGACCGGUACCGCAACUAUUCGACAAAGUCGGCCACGGCCAAAGGGGGCCAGAGGGAGCGCCGCAAAAAUUGGCCCAAACGCAUCAGUAACGCCAUGAGCGAUAUUACAUCGGGCCAUAGUAACAAUCAGGCCUGCUCGCCCAACAGCAAUCUCGCCUACCACCGGCAGUCCCUUGGAAAUGCUGGAUAUGGUGCGGCUGGUGCUGCUUCACCGGGCGCAACCGGUGGAACACCUCGCCGGUCUUGGUCGAGUUUUGCGUUCAACAACAAAAAUUUCCCCGACGGCAAACUGAACUACGAGUGCAAUCAACAGCAAGAUCAAACGCCCCAGUACCACUCAAAACACCUGCAAUCGACGGCCGCUUCGUCAUCGUCCAUCUAUGGCAGUGGUGGAGGUGGCAAAUCAUCGGCCAAUGCAAAUUCUUCCGCGAGCGGUGCUCCGAACAGCGGAGGAGUAACUGGUACUGGCAGUGGCAAAGGAUACGGACUGGGAUCGGCAGCGGCGCGUAAUCGUUUCGAACGUUCCGGCCAGGACGUAAUGGCCCGGGCAUCUCAAAUCGUAAUGAAAAACAAAUCCUUUCGUCCACGGGAGCGACCGAAAAAGGGACUAAAGAAUCUUCAGUCGGUAAAAACGCUUUCAGCUGGCCAGAAUCUGUCGAAUCAAACCUCCGCUAUCAAAACACGUAAACAGCCACUUACUGUGACCGCCCAGUUCCAGAACUCUCUGAUCGCGUUGAUGGAAACCUUAAAUCAGGCAAACCCAUUCUUCAUUCGAUGUAUCAAAUCGAAUCCGAAUAAAAUACCGAACCAGUUUGACGAUGCCACCGUUACGCGACAGCUUCGCUACACGGGCAUGCUGGAGACGGUCCGCAUUCGUCGGGCUGGUUACAAUGUACGUCUGACGUACGAAGAGUUCAUUCAGCUGUACCGCAUCCUGCUACCGAAGGGCUUGGUCAGCUCCCAGAAAGAUGUGCGGGACUUCAUGAGUACGAUGGAUCUGAACAAGCAGCACUACCAGCUCGGGCUGACCAAGAUCUACAUGCGCGAGUCGCAGAAGAUGCGGCUGGACAUCUCGCUGCACACAAAGAUCAUCGACAGCAUUAUCUGCAUUCAGCGCUGGUUCCGGGCGAUUUUGCAGCGGAAAAAGUACUGCCAGUACCGGAACGCGGCCUGCACUAUCCAGUCCUACUGGCGCGACUAUCUGCGCGAGAAGCAGGAGAAGUUUACGCGCAAAAUACGCAACCACGCGGCUACGGUGAUCCAGGCGACCUGGCGUGGCUACACGGUACGCAAGUGGUACAGCAAGCUAAAGACGGGCGUGCUGAUCAUUCAGGCGCGCAUCCGUGGCAAUCAGGCGCGAUCGCGCUUCAAGGAGCUGUUGAGCAAAAAGUUGCAGCGAGAGCGGGCCAAGCUACGCUCCACGCAAAGCCUGCCCGUAGAGCGACCGAUCGGAACGACGGCUGCUGGCGGAUCGUACGGUGGAGGUGGAGGAGGAGCAGGAGGAGGAGGGUCUACGUAUCCCGAGGUUGUGCAUGCGAUCGAGCAUCGGAAGAAGCCGAUCCCGGCGGUGGGACGCAGCUUUGAGACGGCCAUUGAUAUAGUGAACAAAAAUCGGGCACUGUUCGCUGACGACAGCAUGUCCGCGGACUUUAUCGACGAUGACGAGGACGAGGAGGAAGAGGAGGAGGAAGAGACCACGGGCAGCCGGCAGGCGACGAUCACUGCGACAUACGGCGAGGAGGAGGAAGAUGAGGAGGACGAUGAGGAGGGUUAUGAGGAUCUUGGUUUGGUGGACGAUCCGCAGUACAUGGCGAAUAACCGAUCGACCCUGAUGCAUCCCGUUAAGACGGCUGCCCCUGUCACAACGUCACCGACGGUAAAUAGCGCACUAUUAGAUAGGAAUGAAAAGUACAUCAAAAGUCUGGUCAUAUCCGGAGGAGGAGGAGGAGGUGCCACUGCUUCCUCUUCGCCGUCGGCAGGAGGCGGCGGUGGAGGGAACGCUUCCAGUGUCGGCAGCAGUGUAAGCGGCGCGUACCAGAAAGCGCCGCUGCAGCGCCAAGAAGACGUGCUGGACCGGCCGCUCCGGAUGUACGACAUCGAGCGGGCGAGCAAGAGCACGUUCGACGAUACGGAGCUGGCCAAGUAUCGGUACGAGCGGGGCGGCGGUGUGAGCAGCACGGUGAAGCUGCCGGUGCGACGCGUCGAUUCGGGCCCGUCGUCGGUGGCAGGCAGCGGCACGGGCAGCGGUGGAUCGACCAUGGGUCGGCCAGGGAUUCAGCGGUUUCGCUACGGUGAUACAGCGUCGUACGGCGGCAGUGGCAUGAUUCGAAAUCAGAACCACAGCAAUAAUAGUUAUAGUAAUAGUAAUGUUGAAAUCGUGUUUGUAAAUACCGGACUAGAUAGUGUCGGGGCGCCGGCAGGAUCCGGUGGUACCGGUUCCCUUUCGUCGUCCCCGGCCGCCAGGAAUCUCAAUCGAAACAGCAUUAGCAGCGGAACGCUUACCCAAACGCAAGUACCACCGUCGCUAGCGAGCAGUAUGCGGCGGGACUCGUUGCCGCUGAGCCAUCACCUGGGCACGAGCACGCGCACGCCGGGAGACGAAAUUAACUCCAACUAUCAUAUGCAUCAGCAACAGCAGCAGCAACAGCUGCAGCAACAACAUCAGCAGCAACAGCAGCAGCAGCAGCAGCAGCAGCAGCAGCAGCAUCAACAUCAACAGCAGCCGCUAUCGCCAUCUUCCUCUUCCGUCGCUUCGCACCACCAGCAGAGUCAAACAGGCUCCCCAAUGUCUCACUCGCCUCAGUCGCUGCCAUUGGUCGGCUCAGCAGGUCACAUCGGAAACUAUCAGAAUCUGCAGUUCCCGCCGACCUCCAACUACCACCAGCACCAUCACCAUCACCAGCAGUCGGUGUACAACAAUAAUGCGCCGCCCGUCAGCACGGGUGCAAAAAUGGUCACCUCGACUCCUUACGGCGCCGCCGGCAGCAACAGUUCGUACGCGACGGGAGCCUCGGCCUCCGCCAGCAGCCAGCGCGUAUCGGCAGCCUAUCCGGACGAUUUCGCACAAAACUAUUACACCACGACGACCACGACACCGAAGGGUAAGGCGGCCGCACUGCUCGGCACGGCCAAAUCGGAGGACAGCGCGGUAACGAACGCUGGCCUCGGCCAGUCGAAGUAUCCGCUGGAUCGAGCGACGCUCGCCAAAGCGGACAGCAGCGAUAUGGUGCUGUCGGCUGGCAGCAAAUCAGCGAUCAAUCAAGGCGCCGGCAACGCUAGCGGCAGGCGCAUCAAGUCGACGAAUCUCAGUGAGGAGCAGCUGGUCGGUAGCUCGGGUUCCUCCGUCAGCUACCAUCCCGGCACGGGGCUGACACGGCGCGGUCCCGUCGGCACGAGUGCGAGCGGCGGUAGUGGCAACACGAGCAGUACCGGUGUCGCCGGCGAUACGCUCAAGCGCCGCAACUCGGACCCGACCAACAAAAUCCCGCUGCUGGAGGUGAACCGGGGCAACGACAUGUACCAGUCGAGCACGCGCAUCAACAUCGCCGGCCACCAGUUCCGGAAGGUGCAGCGUAUCAACAAGGCGGAACGGUGCGCCUGCUGCCAGGAGAUUGAUUCGUUCGUGAAUGAAGGCUACCGGUGUCUCGACUGCAAGGUGCUGGUGCACACCAAGUGCAUUCAGAACGGGGGCAUCAAAUCGCUGCAGUGUGCGGUGGCCAAGCGCUCGAAGCGCAUUCGCACGGGCGGUGCCGGUGGCGGCAGCGGCGGACUCGGCGGGUCGUCGAGCAAGCACGAUAAGCAUCACCCGAUCGGGGGCGGCAGCGCCAGCGGUCAGAAGAUUUCGUCCACGCGCGAAUACACCGACUCGACCGACAAGAUUAUCAGCGAUGCCAAAGAGCUGCAGCUAAUGCAGGACUUCAUCACGCAGAAGAUCUGCAAGAUGGAGAGCGACUGCGAGAAACCGUCGGAGGUGGACCGGGUGUUCAAGCAGGCGUUGCGCGAGUUCAAGGACAACCUGGUCGCCCAGUACAGUGUGGCGCAUCGGCAGAACUCGGACGUGCUGAACAUCAAGUACCGGGAUCUGAUCGCCAACUUUGAGCAGGUGAUCGAGACGACGUCCGGCCGCAAGAACGACUUUCCGCUGACGAUGGGCGUGAACGCGUUCCGCGGGUUUAUGAACGAGUUUAUGAACUCGCGCGAAACGGAAAAACCGAAAACGAAGCGAAAAAAGGAUAAGAAGCGGAAACACGACGAUCAUACCACGUUCAACGGACAUACAUUCCAGCUAACGAUACUCAACAUUGCGACGGCAUGUGAAAUUUGCCAACAGUUUCUCCUGUGGCCAAUUGAGCGAGGACUGGUGUGCCAAAAUUGCAAACUUACCUGCCACAAAAAGUGCUACCAAAAGUCGGCAUCCUGCAACAAGAUCGCCAACGCGGACCCGAACUCACUGCUGGGCGCCGGUGGCAGUGGUUCGGCCGUGGUGGCCGGCGGCUGCGGCCCGGACGGUCAACCGCUGUACGGUGGUGGCAUACCGACGAAGCUGUUCGGUGUACCGCUGACGGCGCUCUGUGGCAACAGCAGCGACGGGGUGAAGAUACCGGCCCAGAUCAACAAGCUGAUCAUGAUGAUUGAAAUGCACGGUCUGUACUCGGAGGGCAUCUACCGGAAGAGCGGCGUCAGCUCGAAGAUCAAGGACCUGAAGGCGAAGAUGGACCGGGCAGUGACGAGCGCCGAUGGCGGCGGCGGCGAGAUGGACUUCGAGUCGUACAACGUGCACGUGCUGACGAACGUGCUGAAGUCGUUCCUGCGCGAGAUGCCCGAACCGCUGCUGACGUUCGAUCGGUAUGACGAUUUUCUGCGUGCCGCCGAUCUGUCCGACGGUAGCGAUCGCGUCCAGACGCUGCUGUCGCUGGUGAAGAAAAUACCGCCCGCCCAUCACUGUCUGUUCGAGCGGUUAAUCUUUCACCUGGCGCUGGUGGCGAAGCUGGAACAGUACAACCGCAUGUCGGCCAGCUCGCUGGCGAUCGUGUUUGCGCCGUGCGUGCUGCGCACGAACCGGUACGUGCCGGCGCAGGACAGCCUGAACGAUAUCGGACGCCAGACGAAGUGCAUGGAAACGCUCAUCACGCAGAAGAUGCUGAACGUGAAGAGCACGCUGGCGGACAUCGACACGCUCGACACGGCGGCGCACACGGCGACGGCCCGGCUCAGCACGCUGCGCAGCAGCAAGGUGUUUACGCAGGAGGAGAUGGCGAAUGCGCGCGGCGGCAGUGGCAUAGCGGUGGGCGGGCUGCUCGAAACCGAAACGGAGGAGAUGCUGCUGGAGGGCCACAUACAGGAGAUCCGGAAGGAGAAGGCCCUGCUAACGUCAACGCUGCCGAGUUUGGCGCGCGCCAGCUCGGACGACGAUCUGCUCUCGACCGAUCUGGACGGCGAGGGCGGCAGCCUGGACGAUCUAAGCAACAGCAAGGAGAAAGACCUGGACGUGAGCAGCGGUGGUGGUGGUGGCGGCGGUGGAGGAGGAGGAGGAGGAGGAGGAAGUAGCAACAUGAUUAGUGACAGUGGCAUCUCGAUUCGCUACCAGGCACCCUCGGAUCACGGAGGUAGUAGUAAUGUUAGUCUUAAUAAUGACGUCCCGAUGGCUGUGAGUUAUUCGUUACGUGAUCAGAGUGGAGCGGGCGGUGCAGGUGGUGGUGGUGGUGGUGCCUCCGCCGCCGGGAUGGAGUACUUCCACAAGAUGGGUCCUUCGUCCGGUGCGAGUCCGGCACCCGGCGUGAAGACGAAGUCCCUCUCCCACCAAACGCUGCUCGAGCGGGAGGCCUUCCUCCGGGGCAGCGGUUCCACCUCUGUCUCCUCGCCGCAGUCCCCGACGGCCGCAACAUCGGUCACGGCGUCCUCCACCCCGUCGUCGUCGGCAUCAGCCCCAUCGAUGAUGAAGUCGCAGCAGCAGAAUGGAAAUGGCGCCAACGGUAGUAGCGGUGGUGCCUCCGCGGGAGGCGUGAGCGCAGCUGGCAGCGGUACGGGCGGCGGCGGACCGGGUAGCGGUGGUUCGAUAGCAUCGACGUCCACCAACAGUGGUGCUGCCGGCAAGCGUGCCAGCGACAUCAAUCUGAGCCACUCGAUGAUAACGCUCGCGACGACGUCCCACAGCCUGGGCGGUAGUACGACGAGCAACAGCAGCAGCAGCGGCGUCGGUGGUAGCUCCGGCAGUACCGGCAGCGGUAGCGACCUGCAGCGACAAAAGCCCAUCAGCCGGAGCGUCUCCGGUGGUUACGAGGUGAGCCACCAUGGCUCGACUGUGUCGGGCUCGGCGUCCGGUUCGACGCACGCAUCGACCAACCACCGGAUACUGAUACAGGCGUCGUCAGCGCUACCGAUCACGCCCGGUGCCACCAUCGCUGCCUCCCCGUCCGGAUCCGGCUCCGGUGCUACGUCCACGUCCGCCUCCAGUUCUUCCAUCAACUCCGCGAACCUGCACGCGAAAGACAAUAAUGGGAUGGGCAAGGACGGCCUGUCAUCGAGCGGUGGCAGUUCCUCCACCACCACCACCACCACCAAACUGGUAUCUCGCCGGAUGUCCGCCGGCACUAACAAACGGUCUGGCGGGGGUGCUGGUCCUGCCGGCGGUUCGAACAGUGCUGCCGGUGGACCAGGCCCGCCUGCCGGUGACGAUGAACCGAUCAUGGUUUGAAAUGCACAACGGAGGCGCCGCUUACACGGGUGGUGGGGAACAGUGGCGCAGCAGGAACGAACAGCAGCGCAGUGGUCCUCGACUUGCAGCAUCAUCCUGCACCUGGGUCGCCCGAUAGGAGGCGAAUCGAUCGAUACGAUCGAAAACGUGGUGUCAUACAGCAGCACAGCAGGACGACAGCGGUGAACACGGAGUCACAAACACACACAACUCUACAAGCUUAAGUUACGAUGCAUUAAUCUCCCUUUGCGACGGAAAAGCGAAAAAAAGCAUAUAGCAACCAGUACGCUCCAGCACUAAGUGUGUUGGUGUGCGUUUUUGGAGAGUGAUUCGCGCGCGCAAUCACAGUCAGUCAGCGAUGAAACAAGCGAUGCGUGGUGCACUUGCGAACGAACCGUGCAACAGAAGCGCGACUGUGCGUUAUUUGUGUUAUAUAUUAAUUAAUUUAUACCAAUCGAUUAUAUUAGCAGCAGUAGUUAUAGCAACAGAAGUAGUAGUAGCAGCAGCAGCAGCAGCAGCAGCAGCAGCAGCAGUACGCGAAACGAAACUGACAAACGGUGUGAAUGAAUGUGGAUAUGAUAAACAUUUGAAUACUCCUAAUGCGUGUUGCGCAUUUAUUUAAUCCUGUUCAUCAGCCACAACAACAAACUCCACUUUCUACGAACGGCGAAAAGAACGUUAGGAUUAUAACGUGAAGUAGAAUAACAAGAAAAAGAGCAUAUAUUCUCGCAAUUAGUUUUUGUUUUGCUUCGUUUUUGUGUGGCAAGCUUUUUUGGUAGAGGAUGUUUGGCAAAAUUCGUAAAAUCAACGGACCCGGAACUUGACAGCGAGAAGCAGAAAAUUGUAUUAUGGAAACUAAUUCAAUUUUCAUCAUGACUAAAUACACACACUCACACACACUUACACAACAGGGAAAAAGCUGAAGGUUGAGUUGGUAACGAAGCAACAAAGCAAAUGCAAUAAGUCAAAUUGUUUAGGGGAGAAUGUGCUAGGAAACUAUAGAAAUACUAGAAUGUUUAACAAACAACAACACUCAUACACAAAAAAUGCAGAUCCUCAUUUGCAACUUUGUGUGACUGUCUGUGAGUGUGUGUGUGUGUGUGUGUGCGUGUGUUGAAGUCAUUUUCGGCCACUGAUACAACAGUAGAAUGUUUCCACACACUACACGUGAAUUGCUUUAACUUAUCCUCCCGUUACAGCCUUUUGCUACACGAUGUGUAUCGGUCCACCUGCCGGUCAUCUAACGAAUGUGUGCAUUCAUUUUGGUUUGGCUUUCGAGUCACCAGAACAAAUUUUACAACUUAUCACUAUAAAUAUGUACAUUUAAAACGAAUAUUUUGUUUAGCAAGUACACACGCGUUACAUGUGUUAGCAGCACAUGCACAGGGGCGCAGAGAUGUCCCAAAGAGGGGGAGAGUGGGUCGUAGUUGCGAGUGCCGUAGUCCCGCAAAACUGCCCCCAUCUCCACUCUUUAACUCUCACCCUUUUUCCUCGUCUCCCUUCCCAGCACUCCUCUCUCCAACUUCUCGUCCCGCUUUUUUCCCCAGCGCUUCCACAAACCCCGACUCCUGGGGGUCGAAAAGAGAUAGAAGAAACAAUGGAAUCUGUGAAUAGUAGUAAUAAUGAUAACGCUAAGGAUAGUAACGCCCUUUUGGAGAGAGUGAAUACGAUGAUUGCUCUACGUUUAUAAUGAUAUAUUAUUUUUCCUUGUUUUCUAUUUCAUCUACGUGAAACAACUGAAAAAUCAUCUAGUUAAAAGCAGAAACGGCCUGGGAUUGGCAGGCGGGCUGAGCGAUGAAAGAUGGCGCACGCACAAUAACAAACGCUGUAAUCAGUGAAAUCUGUUCACGUUCAUUUAGUGCACCUAUUAGUGGUGUGCGUGUGUGUGGCCUUUAUUGUAGUCGUAGCGGAGGAGCAAAGAAAAUAACUGGUUAGACUAAGGAACGGAAAGGAAUCACCACACACAUACUACACACUCUUAUUUGCAACUUUUGCGAGAAAAUCCACGAAAAUUCUGUAUGACUCGUCUCAUGAAAAUAUGUAUAGAGGAACGCGUUGAAUGUGUGAACGUUUUCCGAACGAACUGUCUGUCGGAUCGGAGGAAUUCGAUAGCGGGCAAGAAAAGGGUGGGCCCGCACUAGAACCGAAAUAAGAAGAAAUUAAACAAAUUA